Molecule: messenger RNA, 2005 nt
Organism: Aspergillus wentii DTO 134E9
Lineage: Eukaryota; Fungi; Ascomycota; Eurotiomycetes; Eurotiales; Aspergillaceae
Product: aminopeptidase P family protein
Exons: 3
Coding region: 290-1807 (505 amino acids)
Molecular function (GO): manganese ion binding; metalloaminopeptidase activity
Source: RefSeq, a predicted model, not a curated record
UAAAAAGAAUCGCCAAUUCCUCUCGUUCCUAGUCUAUUUAUUUUAAAUAUACCUUAAAUGCAAGGUCAGAUGAGAACCUAAAGGGAUAUUGCAUUUCUCGUUGCAUCAAUUUGCGACGGUUUUGCCUCUCCUGGCCUAUAACAUUUCUCCUUCCCCUCUUUUUGCUCGCUAUCCUGUCCAGUCCUUCUCCCCUGUCUGCUGACUGCUGACUGCUCCUUACUGAGCUGACCUCUGCCUGGAUAUUUUCAUCCCCCGUUUCUCCUUUUCAGCACGUUUCGUGUCGAGCAGAAUGCGUGCCUCGGGGUUGAUUCAUCAUCCCUUGGCAUCCUCCUUCGUGAAGGUCCAGUCGAAUAUUAACAUCAGUCCCUUUGACAGUUGCGAUAUUCGAAUCAUCAUGGAUAGGAAUGACAGUAACAAAUAUCCAGCGAAACAACAUGCUCGCAGAGUCGCUGCACAACUCGGAAUUUCAACUGGCCUCGUUUAUCUAGUCGGUCAGCCGACAGUCAAUUGGAGUGAUUCGGACCAAGAGCGCUUGUUUCGGCAGAGACGCUACUUUUACUACCUCAGCGGAACAGACGAAGCAGAUUGCUAUCUGACCUACGAUAUCCGAGCCGACCUAUUGACGCUCUAUGUCCCAAAUUUCGAUCUUCGCCGCGCAAUAUGGAUGGGCCCGACACUGACAGUCGAGGAAGCCCAGGCGCGGUACGAUGUAGAUGAUGUCCGUUAUUAUGACUCUCUGCAAGGCGAUAUUGAGCAUUGGGCAGCCAAGAACAACCAAACAAGUCCGGUUUAUAUUCUUCACGACUCACAACGACCUACAAUGGUCUCCAUGAAUUUUAACUUGGACGCUGCACUACUCCGGCCCGCUAUGGAUGCGGCUCGAGGUGUCAAGGAUGAAUAUGAGAUUGAACUGAUUCGCCAGGCAAAUAAGAUAUCUGGCCUGGCCCAUCGAAAGAUUCUCGAAAGUAUAGGCAGAAUGACCUCCGAGUCGGAAAUUGAAGGCUCGUUUUUGGAUACCUGUGUGUCGCACGGAGCGAGAAACCAAGCAUAUCAGCUCAUUGCCGGUUCUGGAGAGAAUGCAGCAGUCCUUCAUUAUUCAAAAAACAACGAGCCCCUCGAGGGUAGACAGCUGGUCUGUCUAGACGCGGGUGCAGAGUGGAACUGCUACGCCUGUGACGUGACCCGGACCAUCCCCCUGUCAACGACAGGAGACUGGCCAAGUGUGCACGCCAGAAACAUCUACCACGUUGUGGAAGAGAUGCAGGAAGAGUGUAUCAAGCGCAUCAAAAUAGGUGUCAGGUUCCUGGACCUGCACGUGUUGGCACACGAGAUUGCAAUUAGAAGAUUACUACAGUUUGGGAUUCUCAAAGGCGGCUCCGUAGAGGAGAUCCGCAAGUCCGGUGCGUCGACUGUCUUCUUCCCCCAUGGGCUGGGCCAUCAUGUAGGAUUGGAAGUGCACGACGUCUCAGGAAAGUCGCUCACUGCUCUUCGGGACGACCACUAUGAUGCUAUGCUCAUACCAGCUAUUGGCCAUUCUCCAUGCACACUCUCCGCGUCCUAUUUGGAGGAAGGAAUGGUCGUCACCGUUGAACCGGGAGUAUACUUCUCCCGUUUUGCCCUAGCCAAUGCCCGAAAGCAGCCACUGGCCAAAUACAUCGACUUUGAGGUGGCGGCCGAAUACGUCCCAGUCGGUGGCGUACGAAUCGAAGAUGACAUCUUGGUCACCAAAACUGGGUAUGAAAACCUGACGACGGCACCCAAAGGAAAUGAGAUGGUCGAGAUUAUCCGUCGCGGGAUCGGCAAUUAGCCAGCCUUUAAUUUCAACGCUCCCCAGAGGCCCAGACGGAAAAUGGGCCUUGCAUCAUCGAUGUUUAGCAUACGACAUCUGUACCUAUCAAAUGGCAGCGUGGUCUCUCACAGACGGCUUGUGUUUCAACUGAGCAAGAUGUGUCUCCAUUAACCACCCAGAGCCAGAUCCAUAAUUACGUGCCACCACACACCUCAU